Onthophagus taurus is the source of this 2408-nucleotide messenger RNA. RefSeq lists its product as uncharacterized. Lineage: Eukaryota; Metazoa; Arthropoda; Insecta; Coleoptera; Scarabaeidae. The record is from RefSeq and is a predicted model, not a curated record.
UAACAACUCGCGUAAAUUUGUUUGUUUGUGUUUGACAUCCGUAUUAGUUGUUUACCUCUCUUCAACAUCAUGGCUUUACGCAUCGCAAACAAAAUUAACCGUCAAUUCGUCAAAAACGUCCGUAGAUCGUUGUCUACUAAACGGGACAUAACCGACUUGGACUUAACAUCUCGGAAUAACGACGAUGUUUCCGGCGAAACCUCGCACUCAAACUCUCCAAUUUCGCCAUCAAAUCCAGUUCAAUACCAGGUAUGUCAACCGCGAGCGAACCGUUCUGGGCCUUCGUUGGUAGUAAAUUUUGCAUCGCAACGAAACGCUGUGAAGAAUGAGACUGAAGUGGCAAAGAACGCGAUGGCAAUGCAGCAUCUUCAACCAGCUUUGUUACCCGAAUAUUACAAGCCGCCGGUUGAAAUAAACUCGAGUAUUUAUCAGGAUACCACGAACGAGCAGGAAAAGCAAUCGUCGAUAAAGAAGGCGAGAAAAUUUGAGGAAUCCUCGACGAGGUUAAACCUAACACGUCCGUUAAAAGCACCUAAGCUAGCAAACCCAUUUCCGGAACCGGUCAAAGUGAUGCCAUCUCACACGGUUUGUGAUAAAGAAAAAGCUGAGUUGAUGUUGGCCGAACAAAAAAUGGCGGCGAGAACUGUUAUUUUACCCGAAAAUCACUCUUCGAGGCAACGCCACCAACAUCAACAGCAACACCAUCAUCAUGAUCAUCAACAACAACAACCCGUUUUAAUGAAAUGCCAAAGAAGGCAGUAUUCGACGAAGGGGGGCUCUAAGAGGAAAUGCAAAAAUAGUAAAACCUCCAUUUUGUGUCCCGAUAAGAGUGCCAAAAAAUGUAGGAGGUUUAAAAUGCCGUGUUGCGCCCCGGCGAGAAUUGGGGGUUGCACACCCAGGCAAAUAAGCAGAGCACCUUGCCAAAAAAUUUUUUCGCCAUAUCCCUCGUUCUCGGAGCGCUGCGGGGAACUCCCGUUUAUUCGGCCAACGGAAUGCAACAGCUGCCCGUGGAAACCGUGGAAACACCCCACGUUUAAAAACAACAACAAAAGUUACCACACAGAAAUCGAUUAUUUCGCACCAGGGACAAGCAAACUCGAAGAGGAAGAAUUCGUUAAAAAUCUUGAUGCCGAUAUUAUCAACGGAAAUUCGGUUGGGUAUAAGCUCCAUAAAAGUAUUAGAUGCUUGGAAGAAAAACCACCCUGUAAACAGAAACAAGAUUGCGAGGAAAGAAGGCCGAAAGAUGAAGCGGAAAUCCGCGCGAAAAACAAGGUGAAAAAGGACGAGUGCAAGAAGCCGAAAAAGAAGUGCAUAGAGCUCGCGUUAGGCGAUCAAAUCGGGGCGUGGUUGCAACAGCAAACCAUGAAAAAGACGCCGGUUAUGGAUAACAAUGAAGCGCAAAAAAUCAUGUCGACGAAACUACACGGAUUUUUGCAAGAAGCUGAAUUAGCACCAAUCGAGGAGGAACCAAUUCUUUUAAAGGACAAACCGUGUCCCCCGAAUCCCUGUAAGAAAUUUCCAUUCAAACACGACACUUUUGAGUUAGUUAAAGAACGCGAACCUGCACCGAGACAUAAGCCUCCAUAUUGUCCGGAGAAGAAGCACAAAUUGAUUAAGGAUUGCCCGGCUGGGCCGUGCGGUUGCUACAAAAACGCCCCUAUCUCAAAUAGAUUUCAAGAAUUGGCAUUGAGUGCAGACAUUUCUAACGGAGGAGGGUUGGUGGGGCCUCCAUCUGGGGGUAACGCCGAGAGGAUUGGGUAUUUCCUCGAUAAUGAUAGUUGUAAACCGAAAAAACCUCCGUGCAAAAAGUUUGAGAAACCGCAAUGUCAACCAGAAGAACCGGAACCAGAGGAAUGCGACCGCGGUUUGCACCCAAGGAGCGCAAUUUGUCCCAAAGAUGCCGGCUUUGAACUUCAUUACAAACGCCCGAAAUUUAUCCCCAAAACCGAUGAGGAAAUCAAUCGCGAUCGAGAGAACAGAAAGAAUAAGAAAACAAAGGGUUUCGAAGAAAUACCCCUCGUCUUACCUUCGGCUCAAACCUACAUUUAUCCCUACAUGGACAUUUCAACCCCUUAAAUCACAAAAAUAAUUUGAAUCGAAAAUAACCACCAAUAAUCGCCGUCUUAUUUUUUUUUUUCACUUUCCUUUUUUGAUUUCUACUUUAAAUUAAACGGCCAUGAUAUUUUUUUUUUUUUUGAAAGAGGGCAGCUAUAAUUUUUUCUAAUUUCUUUUAUAACAAAAAGGCUUAUUUAGGGGACUUCUUUAUUAUUAAGUAGACAACAGCUACAUUUCUAGUCGAAAUUAGUAGUAAAAUAUUUCUCAGUGUAUAAAGAUUAAUUAUUAGAUUCUAUUAUUUCUAGAUUUAAAAUAGAAAUGAAAUAAAGGCACCUCAAUUUGGUGCAAACACA